CACAGCUACCUCUCUGUGAUUAACCAUUAAUGCCACCCCCCCCUUUAGCCAACUAUAAUCCAUAAAAUUCUUCUCUAUAAAUUCCAUCUCCAUUUUUUUAAUUUAAUUUCAAAACCCAUUCUCAUUUUUACUCAAAUUUUAAUAUUUACAAAACCCUUUUAUUUCCUUAAUUUUCCCAAAAAAUGGAAAAUGGAAUUGAGAAGAAAGAAAAUGGGAUUGAGAAGAAAGAAAAUGGAAUUGGGAUUGAGGAAUUAGAUUCAUCAAUUAAGGUGAAAAUAACCCAGAAAAGCCAUGUCCAACCCAGAAAGAAAUUAGGGAGAAAAGAGUGUCAAUUAAUCACAUUUGAUCUUCCUUAUCUGGGUUUUUUCUACAACCAAAAACUAAUGAUCUACAAACACAAAAACGACGAGUUUGAGGAGACUGUGAAGAAGUUAAAAGAGGGUUUGAGUGUCGUUUUGGAAGAUUUUUACCAAUUGGCUGGUAAAUUAGGGAGGGAUGAUGAUGAUGGUGUGUUUAAGAUCAUGUAUGAUGAUGAUAUGGAUGGUGUUGAGGUUUUAGAAGCAAUUGUUGAUGUUAAUGAUGAUGGUAAUGAUGAUGGUAUGAUGGUAUGUGUUGAUGAUUUAUCAUCAAAAGAUGAUAUUAGUGCCAUGAAAGAAUUGUUGCCCUAUAAUGGUGUCCUUAAUUUGGAGGGUCUACAACGUCCUCUCUUGGCUAUUCAGCUAACCAAGCUUCGUGAUGGGCUAGCAAUUGGGUGCGCAUUCAACCAUGCCGUACUUGAUGGGUCAGCAACCUGGCAUUUCAUGAGUUCAUGGGCCGAACUCUGUUGUGGGGCCGAAUCAAUCUCAAUCCAGCCCUUCUUGGAGCGAACCAAGGCCCGCUCCACGCGCGUCAGCCUAGAGAUUCCCCAAGCGCCGCCGCAGCCGGACCUCAGCACCGUCUCCGCCGCCGCGCCAGUGCUUAGGGAGAAGCUCUUCAGGUUUUCAGCAACCGCGAUCGAGAAAAUCAAGAAGGAACACAAUUCAGAGGGGCCCACUAAUGGGACCAUUGCCCCAGCUGGGCCACCGUUCUCCACCUUCCAGUCACUCUCCUCCCAUAUCUGGCGUGCCGUCACGGCGGCGCGUGAGCUCAAACCUGAGGAUCCCACUGUGUUUACUAUCUUUGCUGACUGCCGGAAAAGGGUGGACCCACCUAUGCCGGAAAGUUACUUCGGCAACCUGAUUCAGGCAAUCUUCACCGGCACCGCCGCCGGAUUACUACUCGGCCACCCGCCGGAGUUCGCCGCCGGCUAUGUCAAGGCGGCGAUUGGUGCCCACAACGCGGCGGCGAUCGAUAAGCGAAACAAGGAGUGGGAGGAUAAGCCUAUCAUUUUCCAAUACAAGGAUGCCGGCAUGAACUGUGUCGCCGUCGGAAGCUCGCCGCGGUUUAAGGUUUACGAUGUCGAUUUCGGGUUCGGAAAACCCGAGCGGGUCCGAAGCGGGGCGAACAACCGGUUCGAUGGAAUGGUUUAUUUGUACUCGGAGAAAGGAGGGGGGAAUGGGAUUGAUGUGGAGAUUAGUUUGGAAAGCAAGGCUAUGGACAAUUUGGAAAGGGAUAAGAAGUUCUUAAUGGAUGGUGAGGUGGUUUGAUUAAUUACUUGAUCUUCAUAAAAAUGUUGGUAAAUUUGAAGUUUUUUAUUUUUAUAAUUAAAGUUUUAUUAUUUAUGUUUGGGAAAUGUAUUAUUUGUUAAUUAAUGAUUGGAGUUACAAUAAAAAUGGGGUUAGGCAAAACAAUUGGACAAUUUGAUGGUGGGAAAAAGGUGUGAUUUUUGCCUAGCUCCAUUUUUCUUGUCAUUAGGAGGCUUUGUUGAAAGUUAUAAUUAUUACAAGUGAAAUGUUUUUAGGAAAUGUAUCCUCUUUUAAUUAUUUAUUAUUGUAUGAAACAUAUUACAAAGAUUAUAUUGUUGUACAAUUGUGUUGAUAAA
This is a messenger RNA of Spinacia oleracea (spinach), 1960 nucleotides long. RefSeq names its product BAHD acyltransferase DCR. The record is from RefSeq and is a predicted model, not a curated record. Lineage: Eukaryota; Viridiplantae; Streptophyta; Magnoliopsida; Caryophyllales; Amaranthaceae. The transcript has 2 exons. The coding region runs from base 183 to 1625 and encodes 480 amino acids.